This is a messenger RNA of Coffea arabica (coffee), 576 nucleotides long. The record is from RefSeq and is a predicted model, not a curated record. Lineage: Eukaryota; Viridiplantae; Streptophyta; Magnoliopsida; Gentianales; Rubiaceae.
AUGACGUCAUUGCUUGAGUCAUCUUAUCUUCUUGUGUUUGGUCUGGCUGGUAUUACUGCCUAUGGGGGAUUUUUUGACGUUUGUCACCCCAAGAAAGGAGAAAAAGUAUUUGUAUCAGCAGCAGCUGGUGCAGUUGGUCAGCUUGUCCGGCAAUUUGCAAAAUUGACAGGUUGCUAUGUUGUUGGAAGUGCUGGAAGCAAAGAAAAGGUUGAUCUUUUGAAGAACAAGUUCGGAUUCGAUGAUGCUUUCAAUUAUAAGGAAGAGGAUGACCUCGAUGCUGCACUGAAAAAGUAUUUCCCCGAGGGAAUUGAUAUAUACUUUGAAAAUGUUGGGGGGAAGAUGCUGGAUGCAGUGCUCCGGAAUAUGAACAUGAACGGUCGAAUUUCUGUUUUUGCGCUUUCGAUUUCUAUCACCUCUUCCCAAAGUUUGCUAAUCUAUGUUGAAGAUAUUGCUGGAGGCCUCGAGAGUGGCCCUUCUGCCCUUUUAGCAAUGUUGGGAAACAACUUGUCUUGGUUGCUCGAGAGUGAUCCAUAUCCAGUUUCAGCAAUUUCUUCAGCUCACUGCUGUGGCUUUUGA